UAAAGUGUUUGUUCCUACCCGGACGUCAAAGGUUGUUGCACAGUGAAUACAUUUUCGUUACGUUCCCGUUUUCCAAUGGAUUGACAUCAGCCAUCAGAGAUGCUGCUGAAAGAUCUGCCCAGGGAGGCCCUGAUGCGGCCGUUGUCUAGGAAUGAAGUGGUUGGCAUGUUGUUCAGGUUGACCGUCUUUGGUGCCGCCACGUACUACAGCAUCAAAUGGGUCUUAGAUGCAAUGGAUCCUACCUCCAAACAGAAAAACCAAGCCAAGAAGAGGGCAGAGCAGCUGAUGAAGAGGAUUGGUGUUGAGGGGGUCAGACUUACAGAAUAUGAGAUGAACAUUGCAUCUCAUCUAGUUGAUCCACAAACUAUGAAGGUAUCCUGGAGAGAUAUUGCAGGUCUGGAUGAAGUUAUCAAUGAGCUUCAAGAUACAGUCAUCCUGCCCUUUCAGAAGAGACACCUUAUGGCGAAUUCCAAACUAUUUCAGCCUCCCAAAGGUGUUUUAUUAUUCGGUCCUCCGGGCUGCGGUAAGACUAUGAUUGCCAAGGCAACUGCCAGAGCGUCGGGAUGCAGGUUUAUCAACCUUCAGGCCUCCACGCUGACUGACAUGUGGUACGGCGAGUCACAAAAGCUGACUGCGGCAGUCUUCUCGUUAGCUGUCAAAAUUCAGCCUUGUAUUAUCUUCAUCGAUGAGAUUGAAUCAUUUCUAAGGAAUCGCUCCAGCAUGGACCACGAGGCCACAGCCAUGAUGAAAGCCCAGUUCAUGAGCCUAUGGGAUGGCCUGGACACCUCAUCAACCACCCAGGUUAUGGUGAUGGGAGCCACGAACAGGCCGCAGGACCUGGAUCCAGCCAUUCUCCGCAGGAUGCCCACAACUUUUCAUAUCGGCUUGCCGAACACAAGGCAGAGAGAAGACAUCCUGAGACUCAUCUUGGCAGGAGAAAACCUGAGCAACGCAAUAAAUCUGAAGGAGAUUGCUGAGAAAACAGAAGGCUACUCUGGGAGUGACCUCCGGGAGCUCUGCCGCGACGCUGCCAUGUACCGAGUACGGGACUAUGUCCGCAAGGAGCAGAUGAGGCAGAUCGCUCAGCAGCUGCAGGACUGCCAGGAGGAGGAAAGACCUGUGGAUGAGGAGCGGUUGCGACCAGUCACUCAGCUGGACCUCCUCUUCGGCCUGGACAAGAUGAAGGAAUCAAAGAAAGCCACAACCUUCAUGCUACCCAUCGUAUCAGAGGUUGCUCUGGAUUAAACACCAUCUCUGGACCACUGAGGAAAAGCGAAUUCUUCCAAGCUCUGUCCGCAGUGCGUUCCAACUUGCCAAGCUGAGACUCUGAGAGUGUUAGAGGUGUAGUUGAAAAAGGCAGCAGACAGACAUGCUUUUCUUAAACCUAGUUUCCCAGACAGGGAGUUAUUCUGAGCAUGCUUAUCUUAAAGGACACACGUCAUGUGUAUAGUUACAACAUAUUUAGAGUCAUGAGGUCAGUCUCCUUUGAAAAGCACGCAAGGGCACUGUGACAGCUUGUUUCAGAAGAAUACAAAGCAAAGACCAUUUUAAAAUCACCAAAUGAUCCUACCUGCUGUAAAGGAUUCAUACAUAACCCUACCACUGACCUCCAUAUGAUGAUGAUGUUUGGGAACUUCACUGUGUGUUUUCAGAUGAAGGUAAUCCUUCGAGUUCCAAGUCAGCUUUUACACCAAUCUUUGAUUUUUGGGGGAGUGAAAAAAAGCAACCAUCUAAAUCACUGUACAGUCAUAUUAUCCCAACACUCUGGAAGGAACAUUUCAGCUUCACUUUGAUGCUGUUGAGUCACACACAGCGCAUGCUCUGCAAAAGUUCUUAUAUGAUAGCAAAGUGUCCAGCAAACACUAGGAAUUUUAGCCUCAGGAGUAGCAGUGUCCAGAGAAAGAGGCGGGGUCGGACAGUUGUGCACGCUCUACUGCAUUACUCUUUAAAACAGAAGAUUUACGUUUUACUGUUGGAAAUCAAUUCCACUUCCAUUUUGCAACCUGUGUUGUCUUUAUUGAUCCCUGUCAGAUGAUAAUGGAAGUAACUGUCACUUUGUUUUGGUUGAUGUACUCAUAUUUCACAUUUUAUUUUCCAAUGGCGAAUUAACUUUUUUUGUUGUGG
This is a messenger RNA of Pundamilia nyererei, 2124 nucleotides long. RefSeq names its product ATPase family AAA domain containing 1a (gene atad1a). Gene Ontology annotation, cellular component: mitochondrial outer membrane. Bases 100 to 1245 code for a protein of 381 amino acids. Gene Ontology annotation, molecular function: ATP binding; ATP hydrolysis activity. The transcript is spliced from 10 exons. NCBI's taxonomy places the organism in Eukaryota, Metazoa, Chordata, Actinopteri, Cichliformes, Cichlidae. Gene Ontology annotation, biological process: extraction of mislocalized protein from mitochondrial outer membrane. The record is from RefSeq and is a predicted model, not a curated record.